Oncorhynchus gorbuscha (pink salmon) is the source of this 1966-nucleotide messenger RNA. RefSeq names its product CMP-N-acetylneuraminate-beta-galactosamide-alpha-2,3-sialyltransferase 1-like. The record is from RefSeq and is a predicted model, not a curated record. Gene Ontology annotation, molecular function: beta-galactoside (CMP) alpha-2,3-sialyltransferase activity. The transcript has 7 exons. Lineage: Eukaryota; Metazoa; Chordata; Actinopteri; Salmoniformes; Salmonidae. Bases 135 to 1136 code for a protein of 333 amino acids.
GCUCUAAGCAGUGGCCACAUUCUGACCACAUUUACAACUUGCCAGACAAGGCAGGGUUAGAGAUGUGCAACAUCUACAUUGUCUGCAGGUGGUGAGGAUUCUGUGACACCCAACAGAUUCCCUGCAUCGGCAAAAUGAUUAUCUUCAGGAUUAGAAAAGUUCGUCGUGUCAUCGUUCUACUCUGCAUCACUACUAUCGUUGUGUUUUAUACCGGACAGCUGUCCUCCAAUUCGCUCGUGGACUUUGUUAAAAAUGCCCUUCGGCCUCUGGACAAGAUCCUCUCUCCAAAAUAUUGCGCCUGUCUCAAAUGUAUGAAACAACCAGACGAUGACCUCUGGUUUCAGAAGCGCUUCAACACAUCGUUUCAACCCUUUCUGACCAGAAGGUACAAGACCCUCUCUAACGAUACAAGAAUGUGGUGGCAGAAAUUGCAGAAAGACCGUAACAUAGCCAACUUUAACGAGGUGGUGGAGAAGUUGUUCCAGGUCAUCCCUGAUGCUGACCUUUACAUGGACGCGGGCCCUGAGCGCUGUAGGACCUGUGCUGUGGUGGGGAACUCUGGGAACCUCAAGGGCUCCCACUAUGGAGCCCUCAUCGACUCCAGUGAUGUCAUCAUAAGAAUGAACAAGGCUCGUACCUCUGGCUAUGAGCGGGAUGUUGGCAGCCGCACCACACAUCACAUCAUAUACCCAGAGAGUGCCAUAGAUCUGGACAACACCACUCGUCUCUUGUUUUUCCCUUUCAAGACUCUGGACCUUCAGUGGCUACCCGGUGCCAUUACCACUGGGUCUCACAUCACCUUCUCAUAUUUACGUCUUAGACCGAAGAUAAAGGCCAACAAAGAUUUGGUAUUGGUUCUGAAUCCUGUGUUCAUGAAAUAUGUUCAUGAAGUCUGGCUUGACUAUUACGGCAAAUACCCCUCCACCGGAUUCAUGGCUUUGAUAUUAGCCCUACACAUUUGUGACGAGGUGAAUGUGUAUGGAUUUGGGAAAGACAGAAAUGGGAACUGGCACCACUACUGGGAAACACUAACCAAUAAAAAGCUCAAGACUGGACCACACCCUGGAGACUAUGAGUACAAUGUCACUAGAAAGCUCUCGGAAAUACACAAACUUGAGAUAUAUAAGGGAUGGUGAUAAUCAUUAAUCCAGAUCAUUAACGGGAUUUGCUUCAGUAGUCCCAUUUUUUUUUAUUGACCAAUUUAUUUCUGACUGUUUAGUCUGUCGAGGACUACAUUACAUCUUAGAACACCAUUCAAACUUUAAAAAAAGUUCGGUUUGGAUAAAUUUGCUUUUGAUAACAUUUAUACUUUUAAAACUUUUUGACCUUCUAAAAAAACAAAUCUACUUUUAAAAACAAAUCUACUUUUCAAAUUUCCAAAGCUACCAUUGUUAAAAACUCCCAUGACUUCUAACAUUCUAAUCACAAUAAUGUAACACAAAUCAGCUAAGAUGAGAGCUUUACCAACAAGUAAGAUAAAAACUUAGGCUGCUUCUCUGCUAUUCAAAUCUGGAAACAGAUUUGAAAUAUCUUCCACCAAUCAUACUAUACAGCUCUUUUAAGCCCGGGUUCAGAUACAACAGCCAACAUAAGGAAAGACGAGAAGAGCCGAAACUAGCCAGUUGUAGAAUUUUGUGUUGUGGGUACAAAAUGGUUUUGUUACAGACUAAUGCUAUGUAAAUGCUUGAGUUGAAUACUACUAGUCACUGGUCAUUUUCCACACCCGUCCAGUAACCUCUUUACGUACCACACAGAAGAGUGAUUUAUUAAUUGCUCAUUAUCUUUUGGGCACGAAAGCCUAGCCAUGUGGAAACAUAGAUCCCAAGUCUCCUCUAUUUUAGACAUACAGUGCAUUCAGAAAUGAUUCAGACCCCUUGACUUUUUCCACAGUUUGUUAUGUUACAGUCUUAUUCUAAAAUGGAUUCAAUAGUUUUCCCCCCUCACCGAUCUACACACAAUACCCCAU